This is a messenger RNA of Rhipicephalus microplus (southern cattle tick), 1524 nucleotides long. RefSeq names its product monocarboxylate transporter 3. Gene Ontology annotation, molecular function: transmembrane transporter activity. The record is from RefSeq and is a predicted model, not a curated record. NCBI's taxonomy places the organism in Eukaryota, Metazoa, Arthropoda, Arachnida, Ixodida, Ixodidae. Gene Ontology annotation, biological process: transmembrane transport.
UUCCUCACUCAUAGGACAAGCAUCGCAGCCAGACACCUGGUAGUGCUUACCAGUCAGCUGGCUCAUGGCCGGUCUCUAUGGUCUGCGCGAAAAAGGACACUCACUUUGGAGUGGACUCGAGGCGUAGUUGGGUGACCGCGGUGUUCCUAAGCCUCACAUUGGCCGCAGUGCUCAUUGGCCAGCAUUCGGUGGGCGUGCUCUUCUACGGAAUCGUUCACACGUACGGAUGUCAGCAGGAAGGAUGCAUCGUUACCACUUUUGCUGUGCCAGAGUCUUUCUUUCUUGGCAGGUCCGGUAAUGGGAUAUCUUUGCAGCCGUUUUUCCUGUCGAAUGGUGCUGCUUGUUUCUACAUUUGCGGCAGGUGCCACAGUCUCCAGCUGCGUCUUCGUGGACAAUAUCGUGUAUUUAAACAUCCUAUUUGGCAUUGUCUACGGAGUUGCAGCAUGUGGCGUCCACGUUGGCGCUAACGUCCUUGUUUCCCAACACUUUGAAAAACGAAGGGCUACAGCGUGCAGCAUCAUUUACACGUCUCUUGGCAUCAACAGCUUGUACUUACCUCCACUGGCUGAGUUUCUUCGAGUUACGUACGGGAUCCGAGGCACUUUCCUGUUGCUGGGUGGUCUGAUCCUCCAUUCAUUGCCUCCCGCGCUCGCCGUCCGAAGCCCGGAGUGGGCGAAACCAAGGAGGCAGUCCUCUGGAAGUGCAGUGACACAGCCUGAAAUGAACGCUGAAGUGGCUCCAAAUAAUCUACUUUUGCCUGAAAACGGUAAGCAAGGUUGCCACAAUCCUGAUGACCACGAAGAAGAGUUCACAGAAUUACCACACGUACAAACCAGCAGUUCGUGCAUCAACGACCUUCCAUCGCUCAACUCGACCAACACAUCAGGAGACAAGACAUAUAUGAGAAAAGCAACCUUGAAUACAAUAACGAGAGAGUUUAUUAGCACGCCGUUCGUGGUUAACGCCGUAUCGUUCACGAUAAUUACCCUAGGGUUAUCUGCGUUUCUUUUGUUGUCAGUGGAUAUUGCCAAGGACAAAGGAAUUGCACCAUCCAGUGGCGUUUUUUUACUAAACGCUUUUGCAGUGACGGACAUUGUGAUGAGACCACUAAGCGGCCUUGCAAUCGACUCUGGUGUUUUGUUACUGGAAAGCGUCAUGCUAGUGGGAUACCUUCUUCAAUCUCUCGUGCUAGAGCUGUUCGUGUUGCUGGACUCUUUCCCGGUCAUGCUGGCUUUGUCCGCGUUAUUCGGAAUCAGUAACGGAUUGAGAAUUACCCUGCUCAUGCCUUCUCUCACGAAACACUUUGGAGUUGACCGAAUGCCCUUAGUGCUCGGUGGAGUCGGCUUCUGGAUUGGUGUCACACUCAUUACGGGACCAUUUUUGGUUGGUUACUGGCGAGAUCGUUUGGGAUCAUACGAUGGCCUUCUUCAUUUCAUGGCAGCACUGAAUGCUGCACUAGCCAUUAUCUGGGCUGCAAAGCUUUGUUUACAAAGACGACAAAAGCCACUUUUACGGCAUAAAUAA